Messenger RNA from Puntigrus tetrazona (Sumatra barb), 2587 nucleotides. RefSeq names its product melanin-concentrating hormone receptor 1a (gene mchr1a). Gene Ontology annotation, cellular component: neuron projection; membrane. The record is from RefSeq and is a predicted model, not a curated record. NCBI's taxonomy places the organism in Eukaryota, Metazoa, Chordata, Actinopteri, Cypriniformes, Cyprinidae. The coding region runs from base 692 to 1753 and encodes 353 amino acids. Gene Ontology annotation, molecular function: melanin-concentrating hormone receptor activity; neuropeptide binding. The transcript has 2 exons. Gene Ontology annotation, biological process: neuropeptide signaling pathway.
AGUAAAUUAUUUUCAGAGACAUCGCUGAUACGUUCAUUAGCCUACAAGGUGGCCAGACUCUUCAAAUAUCCAAUUUUUGUACGGUGAAAUGAUAAAAAAAGGAACAUUUAACCGGCAUAGCUAACCGCAGAGAUAAAUAUGUAGCUUUAAUAUGAAAUGCAUUGAUUCAUAGGGUAUGUCGAGUGCGUCAAGAAGCCCAGGCAAAGCAACACUUGUUGGGUCGCUGCGGUGGUUAGAAAACACGAACAGCGCCACACAAACCUCGCAUCAAUAUUUUAACAACUGCAAACCUUUAAAAAAAGAAGACGAAAUUGUGAUGCCCAGGUGGAUAGAGGUGCAGUUGCCAAUUGAUGACUGGAGGUGUCAGCUGGUGUCCAAGGACGAACACAUCUGCCGAGACGCUAAGACUUGAGGAAGCCGCCGCUCUUCACCUCACGCUCUUCAAACUAGUUUUUCGCGUUUUGAGCCUAAGAAAUCAGACUUGCUUCGUUUUUAUUACUUUUUGUUCACUGCGUACGUCGGUAUGGGAUCGAAUGAGUACGGUGAGAUUUGUGUGUAGAACUGUAAUAUCUACUAUAAGUGUGUGAGGCGGCGACAAAGGUGUGACUUUCACUGUGAGACUUGAAGUUGUUAGCCGCUUCGUCUGCAGAGGUGGAUGUAGAUACGGCUUUUCUUUCACAGUUUUUAACGUAUGGAUAUUUGUGAAGAUUCUGAACACUCUUCUCUGCUUCUUUUUAAUUCGUCGGGACACACACAAGUGACCAUGGGGGACCAGAACGGAAAUGCCAUCUUGUCCAUUAUUUUUGGGACCAUAUGUUUUUUGGGCAUCAUUGGAAAUUCUAUUGUCAUCUACACCAUCAUUAAAAAGACCAAAUGCCAGGCUAAACAAACGGUGCCAGACAUCUUCAUAUUCAGUCUCUCUAUUGUGGAUCUGCUUUUCCUCCUCGGCAUGCCCUUUCUCAUUCAUCAGCUCCUGGGCAACGGAUCUUGGUGUUUCGGAGCCGCUAUGUGCAAAGUCAUCUCUGCCCUAGAUUCGAACAGCCAGACGGUGAGCACCUACAUCCUCACAGUCAUGACUUUGGACCGCUACGUGGCUACCGUCCAUCCGUUCCGCUUUAACCACGUCCGGACCACCUGUGUCGCCGGUGGUGUGGUGGGCAUGGUGUGGGUGCUUUCUCUCGUCUCCAUUACCCCCGUCUUAAUGUACACUGGCUUGAUGCCGCUCCAUAACGGCGAGGUGGGAUGCGCUCUCCUGCUCCCAAAUCCAUCCAUCAACAUCUGCUGGUUCACUAUUUAUCAGUUUCUGCUGGCGUUCGCCCUUCCGCUCUUGAUCAUCUGCGUGGUGUUCUUUAAAAUCCUGAAGCACAUGUCUACCUCGGUGGCACCUCUUCCUCCGAGGAACCAGCAAGUGCGCACUAAAAGUGUGACUCGGAUGGCUGUGGCCAUCUGUUUGGCUUUUUUCGUCUGUUGGGCUCCAUACUACAUCCUUCAGCUUGUCCAUCUGGGAAUACAGAAACCCAGCGCCUCGUUCUAUUAUGUGUAUCAUGUUGCUAUUAGCAUGGGUUACGCUAACAGCUGCAUCAACCCUUUUCUUUAUAUAAUACUGAGUAAGACUUUUAAACGGCGGUUUAUAGUGGCUAUUCAGCCUGCGCACAAUCACUUUCGGCUCAAUCCGAGCAGCACAGAGGCCACUGUGUCCCUCCGUCUGACCGCAGACUGCCAAAGACACGUUCCCUCUAACGCCUCAGAGUAAUGUACUGAUCUGUACACAAACUCAUUUUAAGGAUACAGACUACAGUGAGAGUGUUUCUUGGUCCAGUUGCAUACAAGCAAGGGAAUAACAAGCACGACAGAAUGACUGGCAGUCAGGUAGAAGUGAAGACUCUUUGAGCAGCUGCGCUCCUGCAUGCUGACAGAUGACACCGGGAGAACACAAAACAAAGCUGCCUGUCACUAAAACAGCAUUCGGCUUCUUUACUGUACAUAACGCUGAUUAAAGGAAAUAAAAGAACCAUUAAAAAAGAAAGGAAAAAGCUAAGUGAUGCAUAUAUUCGUAACCUCAGUGUUGUGUGCGCAUUUGCAUUUACAUCAUGUAUUCGAAUUUUGCUUUUAUACAUCGUCUUAUAAACAUGACCAUGUUUACUGGAACAAAAAAAAACAACAACGACUGAAUGCAAAGAACCAAAGAACGAAAACUUGUGGUAGUAAAAAUGCACUUGUAUAUGACACUCACAUGUCCGGCCUGCACAUAAUAUGCGGUUUUCACGUGCAUGCGAUACAAAAUGUGUUGGUGUUCAUAUGAUACCACAAACCUAAUCCUAACCAUCGCAUAGCAUAGCAUUUUAUUGCAUAUCAAUACCGCGAGUUUUCGUUUUUACUUGUCUUGAUAUUUACACGCAUUUUGAGAUGUGUACAAGUGAAAUUUUGCACCGUGUUAUUUGAUUCACUGAAAUAUUGAAAUUAUGUAGGUUUUUUAAAAAUAUUUUUUAGUUACGUGUUGAGUAUUGUUACUGUGCUUGAAAUUGUAUAGUGAUUGUUGGUUUGGUAGACAUCCCUCGGUAUGUGAGAGUCAAAAGUAAGUCACACA